Molecule: messenger RNA, 933 nt
Organism: Toxorhynchites rutilus septentrionalis
Lineage: Eukaryota; Metazoa; Arthropoda; Insecta; Diptera; Culicidae
Exons: 3
Coding region: 1-933 (310 amino acids)
Source: RefSeq, a predicted model, not a curated record
AUGGAUGAACUGAAAAUGAGUAUGGAGGAGGACGCUGACACUGGCGAUGAUGAGUCUAUCGAAGAACCGGAGACUGAGGAUGAACCAAACCGAAUUUCGAAUAUUAUGAUUGAAUACUUUUCGGCAUUUGAUGAUGAUCUAACAGAACCGAUCAAGGAUGUAGUAGUUGAUAUCCAUAUAGAUGAGCGAGCGAAACCCAUAGUUCACAAACCAUACACUGUCGCGUUCAAACAUCGCGAAGCUGUGGCAUCACUAUUAGAUGAUCUGGAGUCUAAAGGUAUACUUGAAAAGGUUGAAUAUGCGGAAUGGGCCUCUCCUAUAGUGGUGGUAGUGAAACCGAAUAAAAAAGAAAUUCGUAUUUGCAUGGACGGAUCUAAAACGGUCAACCCAUAUAUUAUCACUCAUCACUAUCCCCUACCGGUUAUCGAAGAACUUAUCACAAACAAAAGCAGAGCAAAAAAAUUCGCUCUCAUCGAUUUGAGAGGAGCCUAUCAACAACUCAUUGUCUCUGAAAACACAAAAAAGCUCUUAGUUAUCAAUACCCAUAAAGGUUUGUAUGCUUAUCGCAGGUUACCAUUUAGAGUCAAACCGGCAGCUACUAUUUUUCAAUCAGUCAUGGAUAGAAUUUUACAGGGUAUUUCGAACGUACAAACUUAUAUAGAUGAUAUCCUCAUUUGGGCCGAGUCGGAUGAGGAGUUACUAGAUAUUAUCAAAAUUGUGUUAGGAAGGUUAGCGAAAUACAAUGUCAAAAUAAAUGCCGAGAAAUGCGAGUGGUUCGUUUCCCAAGUGAAAUAUUUGGGUCACAUUCUAUCGGAGGCGGGUGUGUCGCCAAACCCGGAGAAGGUGAAAGCAAUUAUGGCCGUGCCGGAGCCAAAAUCAAAAACACAGCUAAAAGCAUUUCUUGGGAUGAUAACAUUCUAUACCAAAUUCUAA